UAUUUAUAUCGAUAUAUAUUUUUAUAUAAUAAACAAUCAUAUAAACAUAUUCAUAUACAUAUACAUAUACAUAAAAGGCAUCUAUAAUGAGUGACCAACUGCCUAUUAAGUUCCAAGAGCAUGCACAGUUGCAAAAUCUUGGCGUCAAUGCUGCCAGUAUUGGCUUUAAUACUUUAACUAUGGAGUCUGACAGAUUCAUUUGUGUUCGUGAGCAAGUUAAUAAUCAAAACCAAGUUGUCAUUAUUGACUUGUCUAAUAAUAAUGAAAUUACUCGUCGACCCAUCACUGCCGAUUCUGUAAUUAUGCAUCCCAAGGUUAAAGUUAUGGCCCUUAAAGCCCAAAGACAACUUCAAGUAUUUAACCUUGAAUUAAAAUCUAAACUCAAGUCUUAUAUAAUGUCGGAAGAUAUUGUUUUCUGGAAAUGGUUAGACCUUAAGACAAUUGGUCUCGUUACAGAACAGUAUGUAUAUCGCUGGUCUAUUGAAGGUGAUUCCGCACCCCAAAGAGUCUUUGAGAGACUUGGAACUUUAGCAGGUUGUCAAAUUAUCAAUCUUCGUGUUUCAUCUGAUGAAAAAUGGUAUGUGCUUGUUGGUAUCUCAGCUAAAGAGGGUCGUGUUGUUGGUUCUAUGCAACUUUAUUCCAAGGAUCGUGGUGUCAGUCAACCUAUCGAAGGUCAUGCUGCUGCUUUUGCAGAGCUUAAUAUUGCUGAUGCCCCUCUUCCAACUAAACUUUUCACUUUUGCUGUUCGUUCUGCUAAUGGAAGUGCAAAGGUAACUGCUACUGACUUCCCCGUUGCAAUGCAAGUGAGUCACAAAUAUGGUGUCAUUUACUUAGUCACCAAAAUGGGUUUUAUCCAUCUUUAUGAUCUUGAAUCUGGAACUUGCAUUUAUAUGAACAGAAUAAGUAGUGAGACAAUAUUUGUUACUGCUGAAUUUGAACCUACUUCUGGUAUUAUUGGUGUUAAUAAGAAAGGACAAGUACUUUCAGUUUCUCUUGAUGAAAACAAUAUUAUUCCUUAUAUUAUUAAUACUUUGAAUAAUACUGAAUUGGCUCUUAAAUUAGCUUCUCGCGGUGGCUUUCCUGGUGCUGAUGAUUUAUAUGUCGCUCGAUUUAACCAAUUAUUUGCAACUGGAAAUUUUGGUGAAGCUGCUAAAGUUGCUGCUAACUCUCCUAGAGGUAUUCUUCGUACUACUGACACAAUUGAAAAAUUCCGUCAAAUUCCUGCAGCUCCUAAUACACUACCACCUAUCUUACAAUAUUUUGGCACAUUACUUGAAAAAGGUGUUCUCAACAAAUACGAGUCUCUUGAACUUGCUAAACCUAUCCUCACUCAAAAUCGUAAGCCUCUUUUAGAGAAAUGGUUGAAGGAAGAUAAAUUGCAGUGUAGUGAGGAGCUUGGUGAUUUUGUCAAGCAGUAUGAUUCUCUUUUAGCUUUAUCUGUUUAUUUGAGAGCUGAAGUUCCUAACAAAGUUGUGCUAUGUAUGGCUGAAAACCGUCAAUAUGAUAAGAUUUUAGCUUAUGCAAAGACAGUCGGCUAUACCCCUGAUUAUGCUUCAUUACUCUAUAACAUUGCUCGUACUGAUCCUGAAAAGGCUGCCGAAUUUGCUACUUCUCUCGCUAAUGAUGAAAAUGGUCCUCUAAUUGAACCCGAAAAAGUAGUUGAUGUUUUCCAAUCUCAAAAUAUGAUUCCUCAAGCAACUUCCUUCCUUCUGGAUUAUUUGAAGAGUAAUCGAGAAGAAGAUGCCGCACUUCAAACUCGUGUUUUAGAAAUGAAUUUAAUUCAUGCCCCUCAAGUUGCUGAUGCUAUCUUGGGUACUGGUAUGCUCACUCAUUAUGACAGAGUUGUUAUUGGCAAUUUGUGUGAAAAGGCUGGUUUAUAUCAACGUGCCCUCGAGCAUUACACUGAUAUUCAUGAUAUUAAACGUAUUAUUCCUUAUACUCAUCAAAUGAAUGCUGAAUGGCUUGUUAACUAUUUCGGUAAUCUCUCAGUGGAUCAAACUUUAGAUUGCUUAAAAGAAAUGCUUUCCAAUAACCUUCGUCAAAACCUUCAAAUCGUUGUUCAAAUUGCUAUCAAAUAUUCUGAACAACUCCAACCUCAUAAUCUUAUUGAUCUUUUUGAAUCUUUCAAGAGUAAUGAAGGCCUUUACUAUUAUCUUGGAUCCAUUGUUAAUGUGAGUCAAGAUGGCUUAGUUCACUUCAAAUAUAUUCAAGCUGCUUGUCGUACAGGUAAUGUUCGUGAAGCGGAACGUAUUUGUCGCGAAAGUACUUUCUAUGAUCCUGAAAAGGUCAAAAACUUUUUGAAAGAAGCUAAAUUAAGCGAUCAACUUCCCCUUAUUAUCGUCUGUGAUCGUUUCAAUUUUGUUCAUGAUCUUGUUCUCUAUUUGUAUCACAAUCAUUUACAAAACUUUAUUGAGACUUAUGUACAAAAGGUCAACCCCUCCCGUACUCCUGAAGUUAUUGGUGGACUUUUAGAUGUUGGAUGUGAUGAGGACACGAUCAAGAAUUUACUUCUUUCCGUUCAAGGCGAACUCCCCGUUGAGAAGUUAUGUGAAGAAGUAGAACAACGAAACCGUCUUAAAUUAUUAUUACCUUGGUUGAACAUGCGUGUUACUGCUGGAAGUACCGACCCUGAAGUAUACAAUGCAUUAGCUAAGAUCUAUAUUGAUACGAAUAAUAAUCCUGAACCUUUCCUGAAAGAGAAUGAGUAUUAUAAUCCUCGUAUUAUUGGUAAAUACUGUGAGAAGAGAGAUCCUUAUUUGGCUUUUAUUUGUUAUGAAAAGGGUCAAUGUGAUUAUGAAUUAGUUCAUAUUACUACUGAAAACUCAAUGUUUAAGCAUCAAGCUCGCUACCUUGUUCACCGUCGUGAUCAAUCCCUUUGGAGCUCUGUGCUUGUUGAAGAUAAUCAACACCGCCGUGAAUUAAUUGAUCAAAUUGUUGCUACUGCUUUGCCUGAAUGUACUGAUCCUGAUGAUGUCUCCGCCACUGUUAAGGCAUUCAUGAAUGCUAACUUGCCUAAUGAAUUGAUCGAAUUAUUAGAAAAGAUUGUUUUAGAGAAUAGUGCCUUUAGUGAUAACAAGACACUUCAAAACUUGUUAAUCUUCACUGCUGUCAAGGCUGAUCCAUCUCGUGUUAUGGACUACAUCAACCGUCUGGAUAAUUUUGAUGCACCUGAUGUUGCUGAAGUCUGUAUUGGUGAAAACUUGUUCGAAGAAGCUUUUGUAAUUUAUAAAAAGCAUAAUGUGGAUGCAAAUGCUAUUGAUGUUUUGAUUGAAAAGAUUUGUGAUCUUGAUCGUGCAUAUGAAUUUGCUGAACGUUCUGAUAAACCAGAAGUUUGGAGCAAACUUGCUAAAGCCCAACUCGACCAAAUGCAUGUUAAGGAAGCCAUUGAUUCUUAUAUUCGUGCUAAUGAUACAUCCAACUAUAUGGAAGUCACUCGUUGUGCCUCUAUGGACAAUAAAUAUGAUGAUCUUGUUCGUUACUUGCAAAUGGCUCGUAAGCAAUCGCGUGAACCCUUUAUUGAAACUGAAUUAUUAUAUGCUUAUGCAAAGACAGACCGUUUAGUUGAUAUGGAAGAUUUCUUAGCUAGUCCUAAUAUUGCACAAAUUCAAGAAGUAGGUGAUCGUUGUUUCCGUUCAGGUAUGUUUGAAGCAGCCAAGAUCUUGUACAGCAGUAUCUCCAAUCAUGCUAGUUUGGCACAAACCUUGGUACACUUGAAGGACUAUCAAGGUGCUGUUGACUGUGCUCGAAAGGCAAAUUCAACUAAAGUGUGGAAGGAAGUGAAUGCGGAAUGUAUUAGACAACGUGAAUUCCGUUUAGCACAAAUCUGUGGUCUUCAUAUUAUUGUUCAUGCUGAAGAAUUGGACGAACUUGUAAAGACAUAUGAAAAGAAUGGUUACUUUGAAGAAAUUAUCAAAUUAUUAGAAGCAGGUUUAGGUUUAGAAAGAGCCCAUAUGGGUAUGUUUACUGAACUCGCUAUUCUUUAUUCCAAGUAUGCACCUGAUAUGUUGAUGGAACACCUUAAACUCUAUGUCUCACGUAUUAAUGUACCCAAGGCUAUUCGUGCUUGUAAUGAUGCUCACCUCUGGCGUGAAUUGGUAUUCUUGUAUGUUAACUAUGAUGAAUUUGAUAAUGCAGUGAGCGCGAUGAUGGAGCACUCUGUCGAUGCUUGGGAACAUAGUGCAUUCAAGGAGAUUAUUGUCAAAGUAUCUAAUACUGAAUUAUACUAUAAGGCGCUCAAGUUCUAUCUUGCUGAACAACCUUUAUUGUUGAAUGAUUUGCUAUCUGUUAUGGUACCUCGUCUUAAACAUACACGUGUCGUACAAAUAUUUGAAAAGUCAGAUAACAUUCCCUUGAUCAAACAAUACUUGAUCUCUGUUCAGGAUACCAACAAUAAGGAAGUCAACACUGCCCUUAAUGAACUCUAUAUUGAAGAAGAAGAUUAUGAAGCGUUACGUGAUUCCAUUGACCAUCAUGACAAUAUUGACCCUAUUGAUCUUGCAAAACGUUUAGAGAAGCAUGAAUUGUUAGAAUUCCGUCGUAUCGCUGCCCACCUCUAUAAAAAGAACAGAAGAUGGAGACAAUCUAUUGCACUCUCUAAAGAAGAUCGCUUAUUCAAAGAUGCUAUGGAGACAGCGGCUGAAUCCAAGGACCGUGAAGUGGCUGAAGAGCUUUUGCAAUACUUUAUUGAAGUUGGUAAACGUGAAUGCUUUUCUGCUAUGCUUUAUACAUGUUAUGAUUUAAUGAGACCCGAUUAUGUUAUGGAGUUAGCAUGGAGACAUGGAUUAAAUGACUUUGCUAUGCCUUACAUGAUUAAUAUUAUGAGGGAACAAUUCAAUAAGAUCUCUGUAUUGGAUAAGGAAGUGAAUGAACUUAAAGAAAAGAUUGCCAAACAAGAAACCGAUAAUGGAAAUGGAUCUGCUACACCUUUAGGUAGUUCAAUGGGAAACCCACUUAUGUUAACAGCGCCUAAUACUAUGAUGUCACAACAAUCACCUAUGAUGACUGGUACAUCAUUUAAUCACUCUCCUAGUCAACAGUUUGGAGGCUUUUAAAAAAAAAAAAGAAAAAAAAAUUAAAAAAAAAAAUAAGUGGCAUUUUUUAUCUCUAUUUCUUAAUAAAUUAUUUUCAUAAAUGAACAGA
Molecule: messenger RNA, 5139 nt
Organism: Cokeromyces recurvatus
Lineage: Eukaryota; Fungi; Mucoromycota; Mucoromycetes; Mucorales; Mucoraceae
Exons: 9
Coding region: 87-5051 (1654 amino acids)
Biological process (GO): Golgi to endosome transport; receptor-mediated endocytosis; intracellular protein transport
Cellular component (GO): actin cortical patch; clathrin coat of coated pit; clathrin coat of trans-Golgi network vesicle
Molecular function (GO): clathrin light chain binding; structural molecule activity
Source: RefSeq, a predicted model, not a curated record